Penicillium roqueforti is the source of this 1716-nucleotide messenger RNA. Its product is annotated as alpha-keto acid decarboxylase family protein. The transcript has 4 exons. Gene Ontology annotation, molecular function: carboxy-lyase activity; thiamine pyrophosphate binding; magnesium ion binding. The coding region runs from base 1 to 1716 and encodes 571 amino acids. The record is from RefSeq and is a predicted model, not a curated record. NCBI's taxonomy places the organism in Eukaryota, Fungi, Ascomycota, Eurotiomycetes, Eurotiales, Aspergillaceae.
AUGGUGUCUACCGAUAUUGCUACCAGGGAACUAAAUAAUCCCGUGGAUGUUGCCGAAUACUUAUUCCGACGUCUUCACGAGGUCGGAAUCCGCUCAUUGCAUGGUCUACCCGGUGAUUACAAUCUUGUAGCAUUGGAUUACCUGCCUAAGUGUGGUCUCAAUUGGGUUGGAAACUGUAACGAGCUUAAUGCCGGUUAUGCCGCCGAUGGUUAUGCUCGUGUUAAUGGCAUCAGUGCUAUUGUCACCACAUUCGGUGUUGGAGAGCUGUCCGCCCUCAAUGCCAUCGCAGGAGCCUACUCCGAAUUCGUCCCAGUCAUCCAUAUCGUUGGUCAGCCCACCACUCAGUCUCAAAGGGACGGAAUGUUGUUGCACCACACUCUUGGAAACGGUGACUUCAAUGUAUUUACCAAGAUGAGCGAGGGAAUCUCGUGCUACGUCGCACGCCUGAAUGAACCCAAGGACGCAGCCACUCUGAUCGACAGUGCUAUUCGUGAAUGCUGGAUCCGCAGCCGUCCCGUGUACAUCACUCUGCCAACUGAUAUGGUUGCUGCUAAGGUCGAUGGCGACCGCCUCAAGACGCCGAUUGAUCUUUCAUUGCCCACGAAUGACCCGGAGAAGGAGGAUUACGUGGUCGAUGUUGUCCUGAAGUAUCUCGAGGCCGCAAAGAACCCUGUCAUUUUGGUUGACGCCUGUGCCAUUCGUCACCGCGCACUAGAUGAAGUGCACGAUUUGGUGGAGAAGUCUGGAUUGCCAACCUUUGUGACUCCGAUGGGCAAGGGAGCUGUGAACGAGACCCACAAGAACUUCGGUGGUGUUUAUGCUGGCAAUGGGUCUAACGCUGGAGUCAGCGAGGCCGUUGAAUCCUCCGAUCUCAUUCUGAGCAUUGGAGGAAUCAAGUCCGAUUUCAACACCACCGGUUUCACUUACCGUGUUGGACAGCUAAACAGCAUUGACUUCCAUAGUACCUUUGUGAGAGUGCGGUACUCGGAGUAUCCUAAUAUCAACAUGAAAGGUGUCUUGAGGAAGGUCGUUGAGCGGAUGAGUACUCUCACCCAUGCUCCUAUUCCCCCGGCUUCGAACCGACUACCCGAAAGCGAGAAAAACUCUACCGAUCAAACCAUCACCCACAAGUGGCUCUGGCCCAUCGUCGGACAGUGGCUCAGGGAAAAUGACAUCAUCCUUACGGAGACUGGCACUGCCAACUUCGGUAUUUGGGACACCCGCUUCCCCGCGAAUGUGACUGCCAUCAGCCAAGUUCUCUGGGGCAGCAUUGGCUAUGCCAUGGGAGCUUGUCAAGGCGCUGCCCUCGCUGCUAAGGAGUUGGGAGAUCGUCGAACCAUUCUCUUCAUUGGCGACGGAAGUAUCCAACUGACUGUACAGGAACUAAGCACCAUCCUGAAGAAGAAGUUGAACCCUAUUGUUUUCGUUAUCUGCAACGACGGCUACACUAUUGAGCGAUACAUCCAUGGAUGGGACGCAGGUUACAACGACAUCCAGCCAUGGGACUUUGCCAACAUUCCCAAGGUCUUCGGAGGAGACAAGGACAACUACGCAGGCUAUCGUAUCAAGACCCGUGACGAACUCAACGAGCUGUUCACCAAGGAGGAAUUCAACGUUUCCGACAAGCUUCGACUGGUCGAGCUGUACAUGCCUCGUGAUGAUGCCCCUGCGGCCUUGAAAUUGACCGCCGAGGCUGCUGCGCAGCGCAACAAAUAA